CCCAUCCUUCCCACCCCUCCUUCCUCCCCUCCCCUCCACGUCUCCUCCCUACUCGGUCUCCUCCCUUCCACUCCCCCUGCCCGGGGCUGCCUGUGCCUGCUCGGCUGCCUGCCUGCCAAGCCUGCUUUGCUCGCCUGACAUCACGGUUCCAGCUCCGCUCAGGGUUGGAAAGGAGAGAGCCUUCACCUCUCACAGCGCUUUUGUGAAGGAGCAGGAGAUGCUCGGAGCUUCCCCCUCACUGCCCUCCUACCCCUAGCCCACCAAAUCUUGGCUUGGGACAGUCACACGUCCGGAGGUCUCAACUUUCUUCAGGAGUAGAGCGCACCGCUGGGGCACCCCAAAAGGGAAGGGACAGAAGCCCCCAGGAACUUCACAAACUUCUUUGGGGCAGACCAGAGGGAAACCAGCAGCCUAAGCCCAGAGGAGGAUUUAGAGCCGCAGCUACUGAACAAAACUGUGCCCUCAUUCCUCUCCACCCCACCUCCGACCUCUACCCAGUCAUGGGGUCUGGAUGCUGCGCUUCGUCCCAGGACAGAAUGGGCUGGUCCACCAGGUCUCUGGCUUAGCCCCUGGGGUGCUUACCCCAGGGACUGCCCCAUUCUCCAGCCCCCCCUCCCCCGCUGCUGGAUGUCCUGCUUUUAACUCCAGAUUGUCCCUCAGAAAGGCUGCAGGGCUGGCACUCAUAGCCUUUCUCUGGCAAUUCCCUUUGGACUAUUCCAGUCCUCUGCUAUGGAUAGCCCAGAGCCCUACUCUGUGCAGGCCACGGCAGCCAUUGCAGCCGUCAUCACCUUUCUCAUCCUUUUCACCAUCUUUGGCAAUGCACUAGUCAUCCUGGCCGUGUUGACUAGCCGUUCCCUUCGAGCCCCACAGAACUUGUUCCUGGUUUCCCUGGCUGCAGCUGACAUCUUGGUGGCCACCCUCAUCAUACCCUUCUCACUGGCCAAUGAACUGCUGGGAUACUGGUACUUCCGACACACCUGGUGUGAGGUCUACCUGGCCUUGGAUGUCCUUUUCUGCACUUCCUCCAUUGUGCACCUUUGUGCCAUCAGUCUGGACCGCUACUGGUCAGUGAGCAGAGCCCUGGAGUACAACUCCAAGAGGACGCCCCGGAGGAUUAAGGGCAUCAUUCUCACUGUUUGGCUUAUUGCUGCCUUCAUCUCACUGCCCCCACUCAUCUACAAGGGUGACAAAGGCAAGAAACCUGGAGGCCGACCCCAGUGUAAGCUUAACGAGGAGGCCUGGUACAUCCUUUCCUCCAGCAUUGGUUCCUUCUUUGCACCCUGCCUCAUCAUGAUCCUGGUCUAUUUGCGGAUCUACCUAAUUGCCAAGCGCCGUAACCGCCAGGGGCCCCAUGGCAAGCAGGGCCUUGGUGAUGGGGACACUGGGCCCUCUGGCCCUGGUGGGGCAUCUGCAAUAUCUAAGCUGCCAUCCUCUGUUCUCUCAGCUGUGGGUGAGGCCAAUGGGCAUUCCAAGCCUCCUGGGGAAAGAGAGGGAGGGGAGCAGAUUGGAGACCCACCUUCCACACCUCCCAACCAGAGCUUUGUGGGGCCAGACGAUGGCAGUCAUAGGCAGGAGGAGGAAGAAGAUGAUGAGGAAGGAGAAGAGUGUGGGCCUUCAGCCCUUCCAACUUCCUCUUCUCCCCAAGGAACCCCAAACUUUCAGCCUCCCCAGGGCUCCCAGGUGUUGGCCACACUCCGGGGCCAGGUGCUCUUGGCCCGACAACCUGCCUCCCUGGGGUUGCAGCCAUGGAGGCGUAGAACCCAGAUGAACCGAGAAAAGCGCUUCACCUUUGUGCUGGCUGUGGUGAUUGGAGUCUUCGUCCUCUGCUGGUUCCCUUUCUUCUUCAGCUAUAGCCUAGGAGCCAUCUGCCCCCAGCACUGCAAGGUCCCUCAUGGCCUUUUUCAGUUCUUUUUCUGGAUUGGUUAUUGCAACAGUUCCCUCAAUCCUGUCAUCUAUACAAUUUUCAACCAGGAUUUCCGCAGGGCCUUCCGAAGGAUCCUUUGCCGCCAAUGGACUCAGACAGUUUGGUGAAUUGGGGUCCCAGUUAGGGUCCUUGAACCUGCCCUGUUUUAUAUAGUGGAGUCUUCGGGCUAGGCAGCUCCCAGUGGCCUUUUCUCUCUACCUAGUAUCUGAUUGUAGCCCUAGGCUCUUUAAAUCCCCCUCUUCUCGAUCAGCUGAGGAGCAUGCUGAGGAGAGUAUCAUGUGUGGACGAGUGUGUGUUUUUGAGUGUGUAUGUUUGUGUAUGUGUCCUGGAGCAUAAUUUUAUUUUUCCAGAACUUGGUGGGAUGGAGCAUUUGCUUUCCACCCUGUGUAGAGGCUGAGGCAGAGUGAGAUGAGGAUCCGAGGCCAAACGCUGGAGAAAACUUCACAAUGGAAGAGAGACAGCUUCUUUCCUCAGCCUUGCAGUCCCCGAUCAAACUGGGUACCUUUCCCUUCUCAGGGAGGCUGGCUUCCCCAAUCAGCCUUGCCUGAGUUCCCUGGGAGGGCGCUUACCUGGGAAUGUUUCCAAAAAGCAAGGAAGGCCAGACCUGGACGUUUCCAGGGAAGGCAAAUCUCCGAGGCGGUAGUGGAGUCAUCUUCUCCCUCCCCAACAGUACCCGCUUCCCUGCAGGGCUCUAAGAAUUGUUGGCGGUUUUGUAUCCUGGCGCUUCGCUUUUUCCGCCCUUCCUCUGGUUUGGGGCUCCUUUUCAGGAGAGCCUCUGCUUUGUUCCUUCGACUAGCUCCGCUGUGGGAUUCAGCAUGCCCUGCCUCUGCUUCACCCGGUGAGCCUGGAUCACAGGCACUUCCCUACUCGGUGCCUCAGUCUCCCCCCUCUGCAAAAACCGGGGCAACAAUAGCUUGCCGCCUACUCGCAGCAAGAAGAUGAAAGGGUUUGCAAAAAGCUUUGAGCUCUGUGGGGGAACGGGCUAGAGAAAUAGAGAAAUAGAAAAUGUGAUUAUCCGGUGAUAUAAAAAUCUCCUUUUUUCUGUGUUUACCACCA
Molecule: messenger RNA, 2980 nt
Organism: Phascolarctos cinereus (koala)
Lineage: Eukaryota; Metazoa; Chordata; Mammalia; Diprotodontia; Phascolarctidae
Source: RefSeq, a predicted model, not a curated record